GAUCUUGCAAGUUCCUUUUUUAAGCUGAGAAUCGUGAAUAUUUCUGCUGGAUGUGUUCUGUGUGCUGUUCCUGAGUGCGGGGAGUUCGGGCAAGCUCAGAAGUCCCGACAUGGAUGUUGUGACCUGUGAUGAUGUGCAUGUGAACUUCACUCAGGAAGAGUGGGCUUUGCUGGAUCCUUCUCAGAAGAGUCUCUACAAAGACGUGAUGCUGGAGACAUAUAGGAAUCUUACUGCUAUAGGCUACUAUUGGAAAGACCAUAAUAUUGAAGGACAUUUUCAAAAUUCUAGAAGAAAUGGAAGGCAUGAAAGAAGUUAUACUGAAGAGAAACUUUCUGAAUUUACUCAAUAUGAUAAAGACUUUGCAUAUCAGAGUCAUCCUCAAAGGCAUGAAAGAAUUCAUUCUGUAGAGAAACCUCAUGAAGGUAUCCAAUAUUUUGAAGCCUUUGCACAUCACAGUAGUCUCCAAAUACAUAAAAGAACAGAUAUUGUAGAAAAACCCUAUGAAUGUAACCAAUGUGGUAAAGCCUUUGCAUAUUACAGUUACCUUCAAAGGCAUGAAAGAAGUCAUACAGGAGAGAAACCAUAUGAAUGUAAUCGAUGCGGUAAAGCCUUUGGACGCCACAGUCAUCUUCAGAGGCAUGAAAGAAUUCAUACAGGAGAAAAAAGCUAUGAUUGUAAUCAAUGUGGUAAAACAUUUGUACAUCACAGUCAUCUUCAAAUACAUAAAAGAACACAUAUUGGAGAGAAACCUUUUGAAUGUAACCAAUGUGGUAAAGCCUUUGCACGAAACAGUCAUCUCUUAAUACAUAAAAGAAUACAUACUGGAGAGAAACCCUAUGAAUGUAAGCAAUGUGGUAAAGCUUUUGCAUAUCAAAGUGGUCUCCUAUAUCAUAAAAGAAGAUAUACUGUAGAGAAACUCUAUGAGUGUAACCAAUGUGGUAAAGCCUUUGCAUGUCACAAUAGUCUCCAAGUACAUAAAAGAACACACACUGGAGAGAAACCCUAUAAGUGUAAUCAAUGUGGAAAAGCCUUUGGACGCUACAGUUCUCUUCAAAGGCAUGAAAGAAUUCAUACAGGAGAGAAACCUUAUGAAUGUAAUCAAUGUGGUAAAGCCUUUGGACGUCACAGUUCUCUUCAAAGGCAUGAAAGAAUUCAUACAGGACAGAAACCUGAUGAAUAUAGUCAAUAUUGUAAAGACUCACAUGCUGGAGAGAAAUACUUACAGUGUAACCAAUAUGGUAAAGGCUUUUCACAAAACAGUAAUCUCGAAAUACAUAAAGGAGAACAUACUGUAGAGAAACCCUAUUAGUAAUAAUGUGGUUAAACCUUUGGAUAUCAUGGUCAUCUUUGAAUACAUAAAAGAACACAUACUGCAGAGAAACCCUAUGAAUGAAAUCAAGGUGGUUCAACCUUUGCAUGUCAGACAUCUUCAAAGGCAUGAAAGAAACCAUACUGUAGGGAAACCCUGUGAGUGUGUUUAAUAUGGUGACACCUUUGCACAUUUCUAUCGUCUUCAUCGGCAUGUAGAAGUCCAUACUGGAGAGAAACCCUAUGAAUGUAUUUAACGUGCUGAAGUCUUUUCACAUUUCAUAGUCGUCAGCAUUGUGAAAUAACGCAUACCAGAGAGAAACCUUAUGAAUAUAUUUAAUAUGGAGAAGCCUUUGCAUAUUUCAAUAGUCUUCAUUAUCAGGAAAAUAUUCAUAUUGGAGAGAAAUUCUGUGAGUGUAAGCAACGUGGUAAAGCCUUUGUGUUAUGGGGUCUUCUGAGAUCCAAAAAAAAACCCCUCAAACUCAGGUAAUGCAAAUGACAAGAACUUAUUGUAAUCAAGCUGCUACUGAUGGAUCAGGGAUAUGGAACACACUUGGAAACUGAACUGUGACAUGCUGCCUAACCACUUCCCCACCCAGAGCAAGAAUGGUAUAGAGCUUUUAAGUUCAAAAACUAGAAAUAUCUGUGCCAAGUUACAGCUCCAUUUUUUUCACCAAUCAGGAUUUAGGGAUAAGGGCUUUCCAUAUCUAGCUGAUCUGUGUCAACUGAUACAGUUUAAUUAAUCAUAUUCACAUAUUCUUUUGUAGUUAGGAACAGGCAUUAUGUUUUGAGUAACAAAAGAUGAGUAACAAAAGCCAUGGUUAGGGACAGUCAGUAUGUUUUCAUAAACAAAGAUGAAUAAUAGAAGCUGUCCUGCUAUUGGGAAGUCCCCAGCUACUGCAGGGCCAGGGAACUUGAACUUAGGUGUGCCAUAUGAUUAAAUGGAGGCUGAUAAGAAAAAAAAAACAAUGCUUAGGACAAGUUUCUUUUACUUGUUUCCAACAGUUGCUUAUCACAGGUAUUUUUGAAUACUUAAAAGAAUAACAGCAUUGUAGUGAAACUUCAAAUUGUAAUCAACAUGAUAAAGGUGUCUUACAACACAGUUAUAUACAUAGAAGAACACUUACUGGAGAGAAAUCCUAUGAAUAUGCAAUGUGGUAAAUCCUUUGUGUGUUGCAGUAGUCUUAAAAAUCAUGAGAAAAAGUCAUACUGCAAAGGAACCCAUAAAUGUACUCAGGAUGGUAACAUUUUGCACUUGAUGGUAUCUUUAUACAAGAGUAAACCUUUAGAGUAUAAUUAAUCUUUAAAGCCUUUGCAUAUCACAGUGGUCUUUGAGGACCUUAAAGAACUGAUACUGAAAAGAAUCUAUGAAUAAAGGAUUCAGUGUCAGGUGCAACAUGGUUGUGAAUAUGGCUGCACAACAGUUUCAGCUGUGGGAGCACCUUCCAUCUGAAUCAUGCACCUCUGGUUUCUAGUAUACAGAUGCCAUUGCUCUUUCUUGUAUGCUUGACUUUUAUUGCAUUUUUUUAUACUGUAUUUGUCCUCAAAUACAAGUCUGGUAAAAAAUUUCUGGGAAAAGAAUUGGGGGCAUUACCAGAGAAGGAAAUGGCACUGAUGUCUAGUAGGAACAAUCUGUUCUAGCCCUGGCUAUUCAAACAGUCAGUUCAGGCAUAAUGCGACAAGGGGUUCUAUGGAGAUUGACUGCCUUAAUUGUUCAAUGAGACAUUUUUUGCCAAGUCAUGAUGAUAAUGUUGUACCAUGAAAUAUUUGAAACAGGAAAUGUUUUUGAGAAACCUGAAGUUUUAUUAGUUAAAAGAAAUGAAGACCCCCCUCCCCAAGGAAAAGGAACACUUGGCCUGGGUCAUUAAGAACAGGAAUGGCCAGAGAAAACACAAUGAACGAGAUAGAGGAAGGAAUAGCUGGUCUUCUGGUUAAUGGAAUAAUGGUGAGAGCCCCCAUGAGAGAUCUCUAAUAAUAGAAAGUUAGAUGUAGAAAUAUUGGGGAAAAUUGGAAGAUAUAUGUAUAGUACAAAACGUAAAAGGGUGGGUAGAAGUGUUUGUAGCCCACAAGCAGGCCAUUGGAUUAGUGAACUGACCUUCCUGAAAAGAUUGGAACAUACUAAUUUGAUGUCCUGGCAUCGCCUACCUAAGGAAACUAGGGUAUACAUUCUAAGAGAUAGAAUUUGAGGUUGUGAAGGAACCCUGCAAGAAGCUGUAAAAGAAAUUAAUAUUGCAAAUGGAAAAUAAUUUGAAAAACACUGUAGAAAUAGAUGUUCGGAGUUCAGUAAAUUGUAGGAAGAGAUUCUGCCAAGUUAGACAAGCUAAAAAUACUAACAUUAUCCUGACCUGUUUAGCACCUUUCUGUUCUCAUGCUAAUCCUGUAACUGCAAGUUUGUGCCCAGAUGACCUGUGGUGUGAAGGUUUUUUGAGAGUUAAAAGUGAAUGUGUAACUUGCUUUUGCAGACCCUGAACUGUAACUUUAUGUGUGCUUUGUGCUUUCUGGUGAUAUAGGUACGUAAGGUUUUGCAGGAAAAAUAAUGGGUUUGAGGAAAAUAAUGAAAAGGUUUUUGCUUAUGUAUAAUUGUAUAACAAGGAAGCGUGUAACCAAUAAAAGACUGAGGUGAACUCAGAGAGAGAACCUGAAAGCUGUCUCUGAGCACAGCUUCAGAACAAUGAGUCACCUAUCUGUUUGCACUGCA
Molecule: messenger RNA, 4006 nt
Organism: Mastomys coucha (southern multimammate mouse)
Lineage: Eukaryota; Metazoa; Chordata; Mammalia; Rodentia; Muridae
Product: zinc finger protein 120
Exons: 4
Coding region: 110-1309 (399 amino acids)
Biological process (GO): negative regulation of transcription by RNA polymerase II
Molecular function (GO): DNA-binding transcription repressor activity, RNA polymerase II-specific
Source: RefSeq, a predicted model, not a curated record